AUGUCCUGUUGCAGUCCAUGUGUGCCUUGCCAGCCCUGCGGCCCAACCCCGCUGGCGAACAGCUGCAAUGAGCCCUGCUGCAGGCAGUGCCAGAGCUCCACUGUAGCCAUUGAGCCUCCUGCUGUGGUGGUGACCCUGCCUGGACCCAUCCUCAGCUCCUUCCCGCAGAACACCGUUGUGGGCUCCUCCACCUCUGCUGCUGUUGGCAGCAUCCUCAGCUGUGGUGGAGUGCCCAUCAGCUCCGGGGGCUUUGACCUCUCCUGCAUUACCAACCGCUACUCUUGCAGACCAUGCCGGCCCUGCUAG
Messenger RNA from Pogoniulus pusillus (Red-fronted tinkerbird), 306 nucleotides. RefSeq names its product feather keratin Cos1-2-like. Gene Ontology annotation, molecular function: structural constituent of cytoskeleton. NCBI's taxonomy places the organism in Eukaryota, Metazoa, Chordata, Aves, Piciformes, Lybiidae. Gene Ontology annotation, cellular component: intermediate filament. The record is from RefSeq and is a predicted model, not a curated record. The coding region runs from base 1 to 306 and encodes 101 amino acids. The transcript has a single exon.